UCGUGGCCGCACAAUAUCGUCUGCCGGUACCCUGCGGCGUUUUGUACAGAUCCCGAGGACUCAAUAACGUUAAUAUCCCUCGGGUGACAAAUGAGGGGCACGCCGCAGGACGUCCGGCGUCGAUUAGUUCACCUCCGGAGGGCUUCCAAGGGAUCGCCGUGGCGGCCAUCUUGGAUUCCACCCCAAACGGAAAGCUUCGUUUUAGAAAUCCACCAAACCUACUCCUAUGCCUUUUUGAAGGCACCAUACGAACAGUUAUAUCCUAAGAAUGAUUUUCUACUCAAAAAUAUUCCCGAAGAAGAGACAAUGUCGAAAGAGACUGAUAAUUCCUCCCAAAAUGGUCCCGGGUGAAAGUGACGCGUUUCGCUCCGUCACGAUGGGGGUGGAAGCUCUUAACGCUUGGCUAUAAUUAACCCUGUACAAAACAUGUAUGAAUCGACCCUCGAUUCGGAGCAAUAUUGAGGCGAACAGGCAUGACUUUUUACUUUGUCGUCUAUACACGUACGUUAUACAACUUGCGCCGCUGAAAAGUUACUGGUACCGUCUGGUACUCUUUGCCGACGAUAAGGUGCACCGUACAGAGAGGUACGGUACCACCAUCGAUUCUCCUUCUUUCCUUCUCUUUGACGUCCUUCUUUUCUUCCUUGCAAUUCCUUCUACCAAUGCCUCAGGCGGCGGGACUUUCAUUUAUAAAAAGAGGGAGUCGGCUUAGAACACGAAUGCAGACGUAACAAGAAGUUCAUUUCUUGGGCAUCGUAAUUAUUCGAAACUCUUCGUAAUGUUGAAUUAUUCCUCGUGUUAUAAAUAAUAGGCAAGUGUAGAAACCAGAAAUAUACUUGUAAUUUUUUCCGCUGAUGCCGAAGAGAAAUGUAUGGAGGUGAUAAGGUGUCUCGCACGUAAACCGGAUAAGAAUGCUUCCAAUACACGUGAGGACCCGUCGAAUGUAUCAUUAAUCAAAAAAGGCUCCAUGAGUCUCAAAAUAUGUGAAAGGUUGUACAUAUUAUGCGAUAUUCCACCCCAUUGCAAGAAUGGAAACUCCGCCCUCGAGGACGACGCCGCCCCUGACAUGCGCUCAGGUACCCUCCUGGCGAAUCCCCUUUUUCACCUGUAAUCGGUGUCUUAAAACUUCAAGUAACGUACAGAGAGCAUGUCAGUGACAGUGCCUAGUUCGUAAAUGGCCCUCGACAUUGCCGCAAUGUAAAUAAAAUUGUUUCCAAGUGACACAUCCUUCGCAAACGGUUGUUAAACUGAAGUACCAAAAUGGCGGGUGAGUUUCAAGCUAACGCGCGAUAAGAAAAUCACAUUAAAUCGUUCCAAUGACCGAAAUAACAUUAUUUUAUUUCCCGGAGACUUAACGACUAAUGAAGUAUUAUUAAACGUGGUUCGCUGUAAUCUCCUUUACGUGAACUUAUUAAUAAUUGCUUUAGCUAUGAGAAGUGCAUUACAAGAAGCGCCUUUGGAUCUGAGCUGCCGUGGUGCAAGAUCCAGAAUUAUAAACGAAACUCCGAAAUAUCCACGCAGACUGCCCUGUCAAACUUGUGGGAAAGACUUCGACAGACCAUCUCUUCUGAGAAGACAUUUAAGAACGCAUACAGGUGAAAAACCGCACGGCUGCACAGUUUGCGGAAAAAUGUUCAGUACAAGCAGCUCUCUAAACACCCAUUCGAGGAUUCAUACCGGCGAACGUCCCCAUGAAUGCCCAAUUUGCGGGAAACGAUUUACGGCAUCAUCCAACUUGUAUUACCACAGGAUGACGCAUUACAAGGAGAAACCACACAAAUGUCAUGAAUGUGGUCGAUCGUUUCCAACUCCUGGGGACUUGAGAGCUCAUGGAUACUCUCAUACUGGUAAUUGGCCACUCCGGUGUCCUGUGUGUACCCGAGGAUUCUGCAAACCUGCUGCUUUGCACCAUCAUGUCCAGUUACAUACCGGUGACAGGCCUUAUUCUUGCAAAACGUGUGAUAAGAAAUUCUCGGUUGCCAGCAACCUUCGAGCCCAUGAGCGAACUCACUGCUCCGAUUCCGUGAACGCAUCUUCCGCAAGUACAAUUUUACAAACCGAAAAGUUGGUAACGAGUAAUGUCGAUUUCAGUGCAGAGAUUGGGUCGACCUUGCACGCCCCGGCUCCUAUUUUCCCCUGGAGUCCCUGGUUACCACUUCAGUAUCACAAGUGAAAAGUGAUACACCGAA
Orussus abietinus is the source of this 2189-nucleotide messenger RNA. RefSeq names its product zinc finger protein 239-like. Gene Ontology annotation, biological process: regulation of DNA-templated transcription. Gene Ontology annotation, molecular function: DNA-binding transcription factor activity, RNA polymerase II-specific; RNA polymerase II cis-regulatory region sequence-specific DNA binding. Lineage: Eukaryota; Metazoa; Arthropoda; Insecta; Hymenoptera; Orussidae. The record is from RefSeq and is a predicted model, not a curated record. Bases 1430 to 2173 code for a protein of 247 amino acids. The transcript is spliced from 4 exons.